CCGGCUGUGAGGGUACAGGCAGUGCGAUGGCUCCGGCGCUGGACAGGCCCGGUUACUGGGGUCCCCCGACCUCCACCCUGGAGUGGUGUGAGGAGAAUUACGCGGGUGACCUUCUACAUCGCCGAGUUCUGGAACACAGUGAGUAACCUGAUUAUGAUCCUACCUCCCAUCUUCGGUGCAAUUCAGACGGUAAAAGAUGGAUUAGAGACGCGCUAUUUGGUUUCCUUUUUGGGACUUGCAGCCGUGGGGAUGGGCUCGUGGUGUUUCCACAUGACGUUGCAGUAUGAAAUGCAGCUGCUGGAUGAGCUGCCCAUGAUCUACAGUUGCUGUGUCUUUGUCUACUGCCUAUAUGAAUGUUUCAAGAACAGAAAUUCUUACAAUUAUGCGCUGCUCAUCCUACUGAUACUCUUCAGCUUAAUAGUCACUACAGUUUAUUUAAGGUUGAAGGAGCCUGUCUUUCAUCAGGUUAUGUACGGACUGCUAGUGUCCUUCCUAGUCCUCAGAUCUGUGUAUAUAGUGACCUGGGUGUACCCGUGGCUGAGAGGACUAGCCUACACCUCUCUAGGUUUGUUUUUAUUAGGGUUCCUGCUGUGGAACGUGGACAACAUUUUCUGUAGUACCUGGAGGGAAGUGCGGCAAAACGUACCACCAGUAGUGGGCGCUGUCACCCAGUUCCAUGCCUGGUGGCACAUUCUCACAGGACUGGGCUCCUAUCUGCACAUCUUGUUCAGUUUAUACACAAGGACGCUCUACCUGAAGUACCGACCUAAAGUAAAGUUCAUGUUCGGAAUGUGGCCGGUGAUUAUGGUGGAGAACCCCAAGAGACUUUGACCAAGCAGAACUUGAAGCACCCCAAACACAUUCCAGAUUGUACAGCAGCACCCAUGAACUCUGACCCCUGAAUCUAUGCAAUGGACUUCAAUACACGCGUAACUCUUAUAUUAUAUAUGUGCAGCGCAUAGAACUCCA
Molecule: messenger RNA, 969 nt
Organism: Xenopus laevis (African clawed frog)
Lineage: Eukaryota; Metazoa; Chordata; Amphibia; Anura; Pipidae
Gene: acer3.S
Product: alkaline ceramidase 3 S homeolog
Exons: 11
Coding region: 154-831 (225 amino acids)
Biological process (GO): sphingosine biosynthetic process; phytosphingosine biosynthetic process; ceramide metabolic process
Cellular component (GO): endoplasmic reticulum membrane; membrane
Molecular function (GO): N-acylsphingosine amidohydrolase activity
Source: RefSeq, a predicted model, not a curated record